CUGCGUCUACUUCCUGCAUUAGUCAACAGAGACAGAAGUCCAUCAGUGAUUAAAAUCACCAUAACUCGCUGAAAUUUCAACCGAUUUUCAAUCGGUUUGGUUUAUCAGAAAAGUCGCACAUUUAUAAUACAACAGAUUAUUUUUUAUCAUACACUUACACAUUCUCAAACACACCCACAUGCAUUCUGAAUUUUCCUACAAUCCUCAGAGAAAUAAUGGUGAUGCUCACAUAUGGAAUUUAUAUUUAUAAUAUAAAAUAUAAAUACAAAAUAAAGGAAUGAGUUAAAAAUGAAAAACAAACACUCAUUCAAAAAGAGGUUUGCCUAAAUUAAACAUUUACCAAAAUAAGCCCAAAAUAAAAUACCUGUUAAAGUUACAUCUGCUCUUCUUGUCAUUUUCAUGCAAAAUAAAGACCCCAAAUUUACCUCUGAUGGGACAAGCCUUACAUGAACCUGAUAAAAGGUACCAAAGAACACAUCACUAAUAUAAAACCGAUGUUUUUUAACACGUCAAAUAAAAUAAAAUAAAAUAAACAGAAUUCAAGACCAGAGAAAUUUGUAAAAGUACUGAAGGGUUCAUUUAAAAGAUCUAAUAGUGUAUUUUAUUAACAUUUAGAGGGGACCGCUGUGUUAGUGAAAUAUCAGGAUAACAUGAGAAAUUGUCACGACACUAACUGCAAAGAUGGUCAGGAAAAUUAAAAAUGGAUGGUAUUGCUCCUUCCUUUAAACCAGUGGACUGUCCAGUCCUGUUAAAGUCCUCUGGGUUAAAAUGAGGCUGCAGACGGCUGAACAGUCCUGCUGCCUCCAUCUAUCUUCUGGAAACAUACAAAACAUCCAUCUGAACGUCGCUCGGUUCUCAGUUCUUCUGUAGCUGCAGGUCAAAGUUAAACUUCAUGUUGGCGCCAUGAAUCUGAUUUAAUAGAAAAUGUUUAAAUGUCUGCUAAUUAUUUGACGUGGGCACAUAAACCAUCUUCCUGUAAUCAUUUAACAAAAACAUUUUCUUGUGUGACAAACCGGUUUCAUUUAUGUUCGCUUAAGAAAUACGUCAAAUUGAACAAGUUCAUAACAGUUAAAUCAUAUAAAACCACUUCUUACUUGUUAAAUGUUAUUCCUCUUAUCUUGGUUUCGGUGUUAAAGUAUCUAGCGCCUUCACCUGAAGGAAGGGUUAAAACAUCUAAACGUGAGAGGCAGCUUUAUGCUCCUCAUAUGUGGAACAAACUCUCAGAAACCUGCAGGUCUGCUGACUCAGCAGUUUCACAUCAGGGUUAAAACUUUUCUAUUUGCUGUCUUUUAUCAGAACAGCUGUUAAUUCCCCAAACUGGAGCUUUUAUUUCUGGCUUUUGUCUGUUUUAUUUGAGCUUUUAUCUUUCUUUAAAAGCGUGUUUUCCCCGUCUUGCUGCCUCAUGCGGCGCUGUGAUGCUGGUCAUGUUUCAUGUAACGGGCUUCGACUUGUCUACAGGAAACGUGGCGUACAGGCAAACCUGCCUGACGAGUCCAGAACGAGUCGCGGUCCUGUGGAAAUGUCCGUCCAGCUGUGGUGUCUGUCUUUCCGGCAGCCCUAUGCUGGUCUGGUUCUGGACGGGGUGAAGAUGGUGGAGAGCCGCUGGAGGCCCAUCCUGGGCCCUUUGGAGAACCGGACCUUGGCGGUCCACAUUGCCAUGCGGGACUGGGAGGGGGAGGAAUGGAGGGCGGUGAUGACAGACCAGCUGGGGAUGAACGGUGUCCAGAUCCAGGCGGUCCUGGACUCUGGCGAACGGUUCGGCCGUGGCGUGGUGGCAGGAUUGGUGGAUGUAGGCCGGACCUGGCUUUGCCCAGCCUCUCUGCAGGGGAAGGAGCUACAGGGUCUGGAACGAUCGUCCGUUCUGAUUGGUGUGCAGGAGAAACACCUGACUUACCUGUCCAACCCACGCUGGCUGAAGGAGCCACUGAGGAUGAGGGGAGGAAGAGACCUGUGGACCAUUGAGAUCCCAUCUGAGCUGUUACCAUGAUGAUGACUCAGCUCUAGCACCAAGCUGAUCAGCAGGAUGUUGCCAUGGAAACGUCUGUUAUGAUGGCCAGAAGAUGGACGACGAUGCUUCUCUGAUGGAGAAAAUUCUGGAAAUUUAACCAACGAAUGUUAAAGACAGUGAAAUUGAUGUCAAACCGUUACCAUGGUAACAUUCACAAAACCUGGAUAUCAGGUCCAGAAUGUGAGUCGUGAAAGUUCGGGAGGAUGUCACGUAGUAAUCCGACACCGGACUGGAACAUGUAGACCAGUGUCGUAUUUCAGACCCCGAUGUAGAGGCAUAGGACCUGAUUAGUAAUCUGAUUACUCUGUUAUUGGAUUAUGAUGGUCACAUAACCAGACUCAUCUCAGCAAGAAAAGCUUUUAGCUCAGGACUCCGGAUCAGGACUCUGGAUCGGGACUCCUGGUGUCAGCAGAUUGCAGCAUGUCAAGCUCCGCCCUUUCGGGUCGGUUAGACUGGUACCCCAACAGAAGGGUAACAUUAAAGUAGGAUGGGUCGGAUAUUAGGGUUCUGUUCCCUGUUUUCACGUGUAGUAACGCGGCUUUAGUCAUUCAGACCAGUAGAGUCCAGCUCACUCUGAUCCAGGUCCUGGUUUCUGUGUUUCCUCUUCAUCUGCAAACAUGUCAUUAACCCAAGUUGGCAACAACCACCACCGACCAAUUUUUCCCUUUUUCUCUUUACUAAGCGCUCAACUUUUUGUCAUGUUUCAGAUGAAAAAGUAACUAAUUUAAGUAACUAUUUCUUUAAUGCUAUCAUACCCGGUUCAUACAGUCUGACAUUUUGCAUCAUUUCAUGGUAAAAACUGCUGGUUUUUAUCUGGUAUUGUCUUCUGCCCCCUGGUGGACACCUUUUAAACUGCAAUACAUCUGACAUACAGUAAUAAACAGUAAAUAUACAAAAGUUAAUUUUUGUAAAUUUUUCACAUUUUGUUAAAGAGCCAAAUAAA
This is a messenger RNA of Melanotaenia boesemani (Boeseman's rainbowfish), 2951 nucleotides long. RefSeq lists its product as uncharacterized. Lineage: Eukaryota; Metazoa; Chordata; Actinopteri; Atheriniformes; Melanotaeniidae. The coding region runs from base 1403 to 1987 and encodes 194 amino acids. The record is from RefSeq and is a predicted model, not a curated record. The transcript is spliced from 2 exons.